AGUUCUUUCAUGUUUGAAUUCUUGUUCUUUGAAUAGAAAACUAAAUAUUCAAAAUGGCUCAAUAUGCCCUGGAAGAAGUUACACUGCGAUGGGAUUUAACGCCAGAGGAAAUAGCCAACAAAACUAAGGAAGUCAUAGCAAAAUCCAAAAAAGUUUACGAUGCUGUUGGAUCGCUAAAGCCAGGAGAAGUGACUUCAGAGAACUGCUUGCAGGCGUUGGCAGACGACGAACGAGAAUUCAAUAGUAACAAAGCCGAGAUUGAAUUUCUUCAGCAUGUGUCUUCAGACAAAGAUGUGAGGGCCRCCAGUACAGAGGCUGAGAGAGUCAUUUCAGAAUUUGGUGUGGAAAUGAGCAUGAGAAAGGACAUCUUUGAUAACUUAGUAUCACUUCAGGAGAAAUGUGAGACAUCUUUAACUCCAGAAGGAAAGAGGGUCUUGGAAAGAUUGAUUAAAUUAGGAAAACGAAAUGGUCUUCAUUUGCCAAGCAAUGUACAAGAUGAAGUCAAAGAAAUCAAAAAGAAACAGAGUGAUCUGUCUAUCAAGUUUAGUAGCAACUUGAAUGAAGAAAACACAAAGUUGUCUUUUGAAUUGUCUGAUUUAGCUGGUCUUCCAGAAGAUUUCAUUAAAUCACUAGAAAAGCUAACAAACACUCCAAACAUUACAUCUACUUUUGUAGUUCUACUCAUAUUCCAACAUUUGGUUCAUCCACUCACUAAUUCAUGUUCAUUUCUUUUCGAGGUUGAGACAUUUUUCCAUGAGUUUGGUCAUGUAAUGCAUCAAAUUUGUGCUAUGGCAGACUAUGCUUUGUUCAGUGGUACAAGUGUUGAGAGAGACUUCGUUGAGGCUCCAUCUCAAAUGUUGGAAAACUGGUGUUGGGAGAAAGAGCCUUUAAGAAGAAUGUCAGCACAUUACAAAGAUGGAAGUGCUGUACCAGAUGAAAUGUUAGACAAGCUAAUAGCUUCUAGGAAUGCAAACGCUGGACUUUUCAACUCACGUCAGAUCGUACUUGGAACCUUUGAUCAAAAAAUCCACACAGCCUCAGAGCCAGUAGAUACUGCUAAAGUUUAUGCUGAGACGUCAGAGAAAAUUCUACAUAUACCAGCAACUCCAGGAACCAACAUGCCAGCGUCGUUUGGUCACUUAGCUGGUGGAUACGAUGCACAGUACUAUGGAUACCUGUGGAGUGAGGUGUUCUGUAUGGAUAUGUUUCACUCUCGCUUCAAGAAGGAAGGAAUAAUGAGCGCCAAAGUUGGCAUGGAUUACAGGAAGUACAUACUACAGCCAGGCGGCUCUAAGGACGCCAGUGAUAUGCUUAAAGACUUCCUUGGUCGUGAGCCCAACCAAGACGCCUUCCUGAUCAGCAAAGGCCUUCAAAUCUGAGCUAUUUUACCUGAGGUCGUAAUCAACAAGUCGCAUAAGUUGACUCUCCACAUUCACCGCUGGUGUAUUAUUAGUCAAUUUAUCAAAUUAAAAAAUCGUGAUAUUUA
This is a messenger RNA of Exaiptasia diaphana, 1486 nucleotides long. Its product is annotated as thimet oligopeptidase. The coding region runs from base 54 to 1379 and encodes 441 amino acids. Gene Ontology annotation, cellular component: mitochondrial intermembrane space. Gene Ontology annotation, biological process: proteolysis; peptide metabolic process. The transcript is spliced from 15 exons. Gene Ontology annotation, molecular function: metalloendopeptidase activity. Lineage: Eukaryota; Metazoa; Cnidaria; Anthozoa; Actiniaria; Aiptasiidae. The record is from RefSeq and is a predicted model, not a curated record.